AUGGUGGAGCCAGGACAAGAUCUGUUGCUUGCUGCUUUGAGUGAGAGUGGAAUCAGUCCAAAUGAUCUCUUUGAUAUUGAUUCGNNNNGUGUGCUGAUGCUUGUUUUCUUUCCUCUGCAGUCAGUGCCACUUAGUGCGUUAGAACUAGGCCUGGAGACUGAUGCCACAGCUGCUGUCAAACAAGAACCAGAGACUGUAUCAACUCCAGCCUUAUUAAAUGUUCGGCAACCACCAUCCACCACAACCUUUGUGCUGAAUCAAAUCAAUCAGCUUCCAACUUUGGGGACUACAAUAGUGAUGACAAAAACAACACCUGUUACAACCACGAGGCAGACGAUCACCGUAGCCAAGAUCAUUCAGACCAGCACAACCACUCGCCCCUCGGCUGCAGCACCAGCCGUACGCAAUGCCCUGACCACUGCACCUCCCAAGGACCAGAUUCAGCUGAAAGAUCUGCUCAAGAAUAAUAGUCUUAAUGAACUCAUGAAAUUGAAGCCACCACCUAAUAUUGCCCAGCCAGUAGCAACAGCAGCAACUGAUCUGAGCAAUGGUGCACUGAAGAAGGAGGCUUCUACAAAAGAGGUAGCAAGAAUAUGGAUAAAUGAUAUUAAAAUGAGAAGUUUUUCACCUACUAUGAAAGUGCCAGCAGUAAAAGAGGAGGAGGAACCUGAGGAGGAAGAUGAAGAGGAAAUGGGUCAUGCAGAAACUUAUGCUGAGUACAUGCCAAUAAAACUGAAAAUUGGUCUACGCCAUCCUGACCCAGUAGUGGAAACCAGCUCAUUAUCCAGUGUAACUCCCCCUGAUGUGUGGUACCAGACAUCAAUAUCAGAAGAAACAAUUGAUAGUGGCUGGUUGUCAGCUUUGCAGCUUGAAGCAAUCACUUAUGCAGCCCAGCAACAUGAAACAUUCCUGCCCAAUGGAGACCGAGCUGGAUUCUUGAUAGGUGAUGGUGCUGGUGUAGGAAAAGGAAGGACCAUAGCUGGAAUAAUCUAUGAAAAUUACUUGUUAGGCAGAAAAAGAGCAGUCUGGUUCAGCGUGUCAAACGAUCUGAAAUAUGAUGCUGAAAGAGAUCUGAGAGAUAUUGGAGCAAAAAACAUAUUGGUUCAUUCGUUAAACAAGUUCAAGUAUGGGAAAAUUUCUUCCAAACAUAAUGGAAGUGUGAAGAAAGGUGUUAUCUUUGCUACUUAUUCUUCUCUUAUUGGUGAAAGCCAGUCUGGUGGUAAAUACAAAACCAGAUUAAAGCAGCUCCUUCACUGGUGUGGUGAAGACUUUGAUGGAGUUAUUGUAUUUGAUGAGUGUCAUAAAGCUAAGAAUCUGUGUCCUGUUGGUUCAUCAAAACCAACCAAAACAGGUCUGGCUGUACUGGAACUUCAAAAUAAACUUCCAAAAGCCAGGGUUGUUUAUGCUAGUGCCACAGGUGCAUCUGAGCCAAGAAACAUGGCCUAUAUGAACCGCCUGGGAAUCUGGGGGGAAGGAACUCCAUUUAGGGAAUUCAGUGAUUUCAUUCAGGCUGUUGAAAGAAGAGGUGUUGGUGCCAUGGAAAUAGUUGCUAUGGAUAUGAAGCUGAGAGGAAUGUACAUAGCAAGACAGUUGAGUUUUUCAGGUGUAACUUUCAAAAUUGAUGAAGUUCUGCUUUCACAAGAAUAUGUUAAAAUGUACAAUAAAUCUGUGAAACUGUGGGUCAGUGCCAGAGAGAGGUUUCAACAAGCAGCUGACCUGAUUGAUGCAGAACAACGAAUGAAGAAGUCCAUGUGGGGCCAGUUUUGGUCAGCUCACCAGAGGUUUUUCAAGUACCUUUGCAUAGCAUCUAAAGUGAAGAGGGUGGUGCAGCUGGCUCGGGAAGAAAUCAAGAAUGGGAAAUGUGUUGUUAUUGGCCUGCAGUCAACAGGAGAAGCAAGAACAUUAGAAGCUUUGGAGGAAGGUGGUGGUGAACUGAAUGACUUUGUCUCUACAGCAAAAGGAGUAUUCCAGUCUCUUAUUGAAAAGCACUUUCCAGCUCCUGACAGGAAGAAGCUGUUUAGCUUGUUGGGAAUUGACUUGACUGCUCAAAGUAAUAACAAUUCACCCAGAGACAGCCCUUGCAAGGAGAACAAAAUAAAGAAAAGGAAAGGUGAAGAAAUAAGCAGAGAAGCCAAAAAAGCUCGCAAAACCGGUGGCCUUGCAGGUAGCAGCUCUGAUGAGAGUGAAAGUGAGUCUGAUGCUUCAGACAAUGAAGAAAGUGACAAUGAGAGCUCCAGAUUCUUGAGUUCUGGAGAUGAUGAUGACUUCAACCCCUUCAGAGAUGAAUCCAGUGAAGAUGAUGAGGAUGAUCCCUGGCUCAUCAGAAAAGAGCAUAAAAAAAAUAAAGACAAGAAAAAGAAGAAAAGUAUAGACCCAGAUUCUAUCCAAAGUGCCUUACUAGCUUCUGGUCUCGGAUCAAAGCGACCCAGCUGUUUUGCUUCCACUGUUGGUACCACCACCUCUAGUACCAACACGUCAGCCAACAGUAACACAAACAGCAGCUUUGUAACAAGUCAGGAUGCUGUUGAAAGGGCCCAACAAAUGAAAAAAGAACUGCUUGAUAAACUGGAAAAGCUGGCUGAAGAUCUUCCACCUAAUACACUGGAUGAGCUUAUUGAUGAACUGGGUGGUCCUGAAAAUGUUGCAGAGAUGACAGGCCGCAAGGGGAGAGUCGUAAGCAAUGAUGAUGGCAGCAUCUCUUAUGAGUCAAGAUCUGAACUUGAUGUGCCUGUUGAAAUUCUGAACAUCACAGAAAAGCAGAGGUUCAUGGAUGGAGAUAAGAACAUUGCCAUCAUCUCAGAGGCUGCCAGCUCUGGCAUUUCAUUGCAAGCAGAUCGGAGAGCCAAGAACCAGAGGCGGAGAGUUCACAUGACUCUGGAGCUGCCAUGGAGUGCUGACAGGGCAAUACAGCAGUUUGGAAGAACUCAUAGAUCCAACCAAGUGACUGCUCCAGAGUAUGUGUUCCUAAUUUCUGAGUUGGCAGGAGAGCAAAGAUUUGCAUCUAUAGUUGCAAAAAGACUGGAGAGCUUGGGAGCCCUCACUCAUGGGGACAGACGAGCUACAGAAACUCGAGACCUCAGCAGAUUCAAUUUUGACAACAAGUAUGGCAGAAAUGCUUUAGAGAUUGUUAUGAAAUCCAUUGUGAACUUGGACUCCCCAAUGGUCUCUCCUCCUCCUGAUUUUCCUGGAGACUUCUUCAAAGAUGUUCGUCAGGGAUUGAUUGGCGUAGGCUUGAUCAAUGUAGAAGACAGAUCUGGAAUACUAACACUUGACAAAGAUUAUAACAAUAUAGGGAAAUUUCUGAACAGAAUUCUUGGUAUGGAAGUACAUCAGCAGAAUGCUUUAUUCCAGUACUUUUCUGACACGUUAAAUGCAGUUAUUCAAAAUGCAAAGAAGAACGGAAGAUACGAUAUGGGCAUCCUGGAUUUGGGCUCUGGAGAUGAGAAAGUAAGGAAGGCAGACGUUAAGAAGUUUUUAACUCCUGGAUAUUCUACCUCCGGACACGUAGAACUAUACACAAUCAGUGUAGAGAGAGGAAUGUCUUGGGAUGAAGCAACUAAGCUCUGGGCAGAACAAACAGGUCCAGAUGAUGGAUUUUAUUUAUCACUACAGAUAAGAAAUAACAAGAAAACUGCUAUUCUAGUAAAAGAAGUGAAUCCUAAGAAGAAGCUUUUUUUAGUGACAGACCAAAUACUGGGAAACAACUCAAACUAGAAACAUGCGCAGACCUGAAAAAGAAAUAUAAGAAGGUACCUUCUGAAGAUGCUCUGCCACACUGGUUAGAGCAGUACAAUUCCUCUGCAGAUACCUGCACCCAUGCUUACUGGAGAGGCAAUUGUAAGAAGGCAGGUCUGGGAUUGGUGUGUGAAGUUGGACUCCGCUGUCGAACGUACUAUGUCUUGUGUGGUUCAGUGUUGAGUGUCUGGACAAAAGUGGAAGGUGUUCUGGCCUCUGUGAGUGGAACCAAUGUGAAAAUGCAGAUAGUUCGGCUAAGAACAGAGGAUGGGCAGAGGAUUGUAGGUUUGAUCAUUCCUGCAAAUUGUGUCUCACCCCUUGUGAACCUCCUGUCAACAUCUGACCAGUCUCAGCAGCUUGCAGUGCAGCAGCAGCAGAUCUGGCAGCAGCAUCACCCCCAGAGCAUCACCAACUUCAACAACGCCUAACAAGACAAACCACAGGUGUUGACUUGGGUGUUUGAGGAAAAAAGGCUGUAAAAGCAUAUCACUUGCAUCAAAAUCAGGGACAGAUUCCAAAGAAAUAUAACUUUUUCAGUUCAGUUGUGUGCUCUCAAAUACUUUGGGAAUAAAGAGAUCUAAAAAGGUUGGUAGAACUGAAAGCCAGCAGUUGUUUAUGGUGGUGCAUCUGUCUUUCCUUAUGCUCUCUGUAGUGCUUCCUGUUUGCUUUUACUUUUGGCCUUUUAAGCUACAAACCACAAUUUGUUUGAAAAUGCUUGAAAAUCCCCAAGCAGGCUUUAUUUUUAUCUUGUCAUACAGUGCUCAGGGUUUAACGCAGUGCAUCAAUGCCAUUGCUGUGGGAGAUCUCCUUGAAUGCAUGUAUUGAGUAUAUAUAUAGAAAAUAUAUAUUGGGGUUUUUUUUUUUCCUCUUCGAUUUAUGAGUUUAUAAAAGCAUGAACCCUAGAGGUUGCACAUCAUGCAUUCAGGUUCCUUCCCAGUUUCUGUUUGACAGUGCAUGUCUCUGGAAACGGGCAUGGACAGGAUAAACACACCAGACAGGAAUUUGGAGAGAAACACAAUCUUAGUUGUACAGCAUUGGUUAUUGCAUUUUUAUAGUGUUUAUACCCAGGUGUUGCAUUUUUUUCUGGUUCUCUCCUGGGGGUUAUAUAUUUGAGUCUACAACAUGUUCUUUUUUUGUGAUAAACAUCUUAAAUUAAAAUUAGUUCCUUUUUAAUGUAUUAAUGGUAUUCCUAAUGUGUACUGCAAAGAUGGCUGGAUGCCUGUUUUCCUUAAAUUGAAGCAUUUCCUUAAUCCCAGGUGGUUACGGAAACUUAAGUGCAAAUUCACUUCCAUCUCGCAUACAAUCUUCUAUUUUUUACUUCAUUAAUGUAAUUUAAUUUGUCACUUGUAAGAUGAAACCUUACUUGAGCUGUAAAUUAGAGAAUGGGAAACACUUGAGGGUUCCGCUGUAUGUGCUGUUUCUGUUACCCAGUAACUUGAAUACUGUUUAAUAUGUUGUAAGACAUUGUAGAGUUUAUCUGGAGCUGUUUAAAAGAAAUUGUAAUGUACAAAUGUGAAUAGUCACUUAUCUAUAAUAUGGGUAAGUUUUGUUUUGCCUAUAAUAGUAGAUGUUUAUAAGAAAGUGAAGGACAAUGUUUGUCAUUUCUUGCUUGCACAGGUUGCACUAUUGAAAAAUUGAGAUUGUAUAAACCUGUCCAAAAAAACUACAAGAUAAUGAUCUUGUAGAUGUCAAAUAAAAGUUAUUGUACUAACAA
Messenger RNA from Chaetura pelagica (chimney swift), 5449 nucleotides. It is a transcript of the gene SBNO1, whose product is annotated as strawberry notch homolog 1 (Drosophila). Gene Ontology annotation, molecular function: chromatin DNA binding; histone binding. Gene Ontology annotation, cellular component: nucleus. NCBI's taxonomy places the organism in Eukaryota, Metazoa, Chordata, Aves, Apodiformes, Apodidae. The record is from RefSeq and is a predicted model, not a curated record. Gene Ontology annotation, biological process: regulation of DNA-templated transcription.